Naegleria lovaniensis is the source of this 3462-nucleotide messenger RNA. RefSeq lists its product as uncharacterized. The coding region runs from base 1 to 3462 and encodes 1153 amino acids. Lineage: Eukaryota; Heterolobosea; Eutetramitea; Acrasida; Naegleriidae. The record is from RefSeq and is a predicted model, not a curated record. The transcript has a single exon.
AUGUUAAAACAUGAACGAAACGCCUUUGUCGGUCUGUUGAGACCGGAAUAUCAUGUUGCCAUCAAAACAAUGCUAUUCGCAGUCCAUCAAUAUAUUAAUGUCGAACAUUUAAUAGAAGAUAUUAUUGAUCAAUGUGGAUUUCAUCGCAAGGAUUUUAAUACCAUCCAUCGCCAUCUCGAACUAUAUUUCUCAUACCUCAUCACACACAACAAACGAGUCCCAUUUGUUCUAUACUGUUGCAAAUUCCAGGUUGACAAUUCAACAAAGAUUGCACAAUAUGUUACUGAUUGCAUUGACCCGGACGAGGAUAGUGCUAUCUAUAACAUUUACUCUGACCCAAAAUUUCAAAAUCAAAGACAAAAUCAAGAGUUAACAUCAGAAUGGAUCAACAAACUACAUUUUCAAGGCUAUUUGAAAUUGAAAGAGUGUCAUGACGAGCUGAUGCGAAUUCGUCAAAAACGUAAACACUCCAAAACAAGUACAGCUUGCGAAGACCCACCUCAAACCUCAACAACGUCACAACGUUAUUCUAGUUCAACCAUCAUGAAAUUACUCGAACCAGAAAAAAAUGUCGGCGUUAUUGAAUUACAUAAAAUCCUGGAUCAUGGUUUUGCUGAAGACUACAUCACGUUGUCAUAUUCAACAAAAGAACAAACAGCACCGUAUUACAUGCUGCAACAACUAAUUAACAACAAAUUUAUUCCAACACACUCAUCAAUUGUAAAUACCAAGUCCGACACCAUCUCUCAUAAUUUUGUAGACCAUGCUGAUUUUAAAUCACAAAAUAACGAUGAUGAUAGUUAUUAUUCGGAAUGUGAUAUAUUUGAUGAGGAUAUUCAAGAAUUGAAAAAAUUGUUUUUUCAGGUGUUAGGUAGUCGCAAAUUAGUACCUCGAACUUUCUUUUUCACAUAUCUUCGUGAUGCUUUUUCACAAUUAAUUUGCAAAGACAGUAGAGGCCAUAGAUGGAGCCCAUCUGUUCUUUGUUUUGCUCAAGAUUUAUUGGUUAUCAUGGGAUACAAUGCGUAUGAAGCAUUGGCGAGAGGGUUGAAACGAGGACAAGAAUUUGAACCCUCUUCUGAAAGAUGUAACUUAGUCCUACCUUGUUCAUCCACACUCGACCAUCAUUUUCACACCGCAUCAUAUGGAGAAGGGAAUACUAAACUAGACAAAGAUGACUUUGAUAAGCUAGUAGAAAAAAUGAAGGUUAUUGAAAAUCAAAAUUUUGGUCUUGUUCAAAUUGAUGCAGUAGAUGUAACACCGCAUUUAGGAAUCAAUACCAAGCUUGGGCUUGUAUACGGUGCCAAUGAAGGUCCAUUGAAGAUUAGUGAUUGUACUGCACUAGCUCAGAGUCCGAAUUUUCCACCCAAGGGUUUUUUAGCUGAAAAAAUUGUUCAAACUUUAUAUUGCAGUAUUAACGGUGAAGUUCGAAUUCCUGGAAACUUCAAAGUAUGCACUACUGAAACUGAACAAACCAUUAGAGACACGAUUUCUGAAUUUCGUGACACAUAUACUCGAAACAUCGUCUGUACUGUGUCAGAUGCAGGGUCUGCUAAUUACAAAUAUUUCACAUCGAGCCCAAAUGAACUACAUCAUUUUUGCUACAGUCACCAUUGCAAAAACAUGAGGAAUGCAAUUAAUGGGAGACCAAAAUUAUAUCCGGUUGCCACUAAAGUAGGUGCUCCAAACCUUCAAAUUGCACGCCAUUCCUCUGCUUGUAUUUCUUCCAACGACAACGGAAACGGUUGCCAUUUGAUGAAAAUUGUUAUUCAAAGAACACAAGCGACCAACAUACCACUUUCCUUCAUAGUGAAUGACAAAGACACAAUUUCAUUUGAAUGGAAAGAAAAAGAACCACGGAAUUUUAACUCUGGAGGCAUUUCUUUCUAUCAUAGCAGCAAUGACAACGAAUUAAGUGUUACGUUGUUGAGUGAAACCCUUCAUACUAACAUUGGUAAAGUGUGUGUGGCAAAUUUUAGCAAUCAAGACAUAGCUGUCACCAAAAUUUCUUGUUCUAUUUUACAACGAUUUGAAUUGAACACACUCGAUGAAAUAUAUAGACAACAACCUUUAGAGUGGUGUAAAAUAGUUAAACGGAGCUCGUUUAUCAAAUAUGAUGAUCAAUCUGAGGAUGUAUUACGUGAUGUAUGCAAUUUACAGUUACUUGAAAAAUUACGAUUAUUGAACGAGAGAACCAACUAUCGAUAUUUAGGAUUCUAUAAGUACUUAAAAGCGAUACAUGAUUUAUUUCAUGUUUACGAUGACAAAAAUCAUGAUGGAACAUCUUCACACAAUUUGCACGAAGUGUUGCAAGUUCUUAAGGAAAAUUUGGACUAUUUGAAUGAGUGGGAUACCGUUUUCCAAGACGUCAUUAUUUCCAAUAAGAAUAAUAAUUUUACAUUAUCCGGAACCCUCACAAAAAACAUCAUUAUCCAUAACAUCAAAACAAUUCAGAAAUUGAUCAGAAUUAUUCCACAAGAUGCAGUUUUUGAUUUGUCUUUAUUGGGAACACGUUCUCUUGAAGGAUUUUUCGGAGAGUCACGUGAUUAUUCAAAAAGAACCACAGUAUUGGACUAUCAUAGAAGUUACUCAAACAUGAAAAUCAAAUUAGUGAAAAAAGAAUGUGUAUAUCUUUCAUACAAUAACGAUAGAAAGAGGAAAUAUUGUGAUGCCCCUAGUCAAAUUAACCAACAAAUUUUGAUGAGAAUGACUGAAAAACAAUUUGUUGACUUUAAUAAUGAAAGAAAGCAAGCUAGAGAAAGCGUGACAUCCAUUUCUUAUAGUUUUACAGAUCAAGAUUUAAUUUGUGCGAAAGACUUACAAUUGCGAUGUUUACAACAUCGUGUCAACUCCAUCCGUCAAUCAUACCAUCAGUCAAGACAUGACUAUAGGGCCGGAUUUGCCACCGAUUUCAUGGAGACAAGCAUUUCCAAUUACUACAACAUUUCACUUCCUGUUUUCCAUAUUGAAACAAGUGAAGUUUUGCCAAACUUAACAGAACGACUUACAUUAACCGACGACAUCAGUUUUACCAUUAUUCAAACACACGACUCAUUAAUUCAUGCUCAAAAUCAUAUUGCGGCAUUUUUGCUUAAAAAGCCCGUAGAAUUUGAAAUUAAGACUAAUCAUAUUUCUUUGAGCAAUGCAACCGUAGAGGUUCGCAAUUUCAAUGAGAACAAUGAAAAUGCAUCUCGACAUUCUGAACCAAUUAACUCAUUUAAAAUAUUUGUGGCACCAAAUCAGACGGAUCCAUUCAAAUUUAAAUUAAUUGGACAAUUUUCAUCAACAACCAGCACCAAGCUUUAUCAAAAACAAAUUGCUGUGAUUGUUGGAAAUUAUCAGUUGUUGUCACCUCCUUUUUACGUAUUUGCAAAGAAAACAAAAAACCUCGUUUCGUAUUCCCAGCUGAGCCAGGUGGUGGCUUCGUCUCAAGACAUGCAAAUCGGUCCCGCCACCAAUCAUUAA